AUGUCGAGCGCAUUGGUUGCGAUAGCCUUUAGUGGCGUCGCGACUUAUGUCUUUCUUUGGGCGCUUUUACAUCUAACCCAGGAUGAUAAAGAGCCUCCGACUGUCUCUAACUCUAUCCCCUUCUUCAGUCCCUUGCUCGGCAUGGUGCGAUGGAGUAUGGACUUUUAUUCGUCUAUGAGGAAACGUUAUCAUAACUUGCCCAUCUAUACUCUGAGGAUCCCUGGUACUCGGAUUUAUGUCAUCAACUCUCUAGAACUUAUCCCGGUGGUACAGCGUCAAUGGCGUACCUUAAUAUUUGCACCUAUCCAGGUCAAAGCAGCGCAGGCAGCCAUGGGCGUAAGCAAAGAUUCAAUCGCCAUUAUGGAACGUGAUAUGGUCACCGAGUCCGGCUUCGUCAACGGUAUGGUUAAGGCUACCCAUCAUACAACAAGUCACGGCCCGGCAUUAGAUGCUUUAAACGCUAAAGCAUUUGAGACAUUUGACAAUGCUCUAAAGGGGCCAGAUGCACCGACAACUAUAUCCAUGUUCGCGUGGAUCGACAAGCAAAUCAUGCGCGCUACUACAGAUGCCGUGUAUGGGCCAUCUAAUCCGAUGCAAGAUACCUCAAAUCUCGAGGACUGGCACAAAUAUCAUCCAGCUCUUAUGUUCCUUAUGCUAGAUAUUUUCCCACAAAAUAUUUUCUUUCGAACAGCAAUCCAGAGCCGCGACAAUCUCAUCAAGAGCUUCGUAAAGUAUUAUGAAGACGGCAGCUAUAAGCAAGGAUCUGCUUAUAUCCAACAGUUCACCAAACACUGCAUUGACCAGAAGAUACCUGAAAUCGACAUUCCACGCCUAAUAUUAGGCACUGUUUUCAAUAACGUCGCCAACACCUCCCCUUCUGCAUUCUGGGUGAUUUAUCACAUCUUUAGUGACCCAGUCGUCUUACAAGAGUGCCGCGAUGAAGUAAAGCAAGCUGUCCAGAAUGACCCUGACGGGACCUCCACAAUCCAUCUCAGCUUCAUUCUGAACUCAUGUCCGAUCCUUCUUUCUACCUACCACGAGGUUUUUCGCUACCAUGGCAUGGCUAAUUCGGUGCGCGUCGUCUCGGAGGACCAUGUACUAGAUAAUAAGUAUCUACUUAAGAAAGGCGGUCUUGUCAUGCUGUCUGCUAGAGUUCAGCACAAAAACCCGGCCGUUUGGGGAGAGAACGUGAACGAGUUCUACCACAAGCGUUUCAUGAAGCAGCAAAAUGGUGGUAAGCGCAUCAACGCCGUCGCCUUCCGCGGGUUUGGCGGGGGUACGACGCUUUGCCCUGGACGUCACUUUGCCACAAGCGAGAUCUUAUUGCUGGCUACCCUGUUACUGCUUCGGUUUGAUGUCCAACCGGCUAAUGGGAUGCCUUGGGUGCUCCCCUCAACCGCCAAAUCAUCCCAAGCAGAGGCUAUGGAGCAGCCUGACGAUGACAUCGAUAUUAAACUUAUACCCCGUCCUGAGGCAAGUGGUCGAACGUGGCGCGUUGCAUUCUCAGGGCAACGAGAAACCGAGUUAUUAGAACAGAAGUAA
This is a messenger RNA of Daldinia childiae, 1542 nucleotides long. Its product is annotated as 25-hydroxycholesterol 7-alpha-hydroxylase. Gene Ontology annotation, molecular function: oxidoreductase activity, acting on paired donors, with incorporation or reduction of molecular oxygen; heme binding; monooxygenase activity. The record is from RefSeq and is a predicted model, not a curated record. The coding region runs from base 1 to 1542 and encodes 513 amino acids. NCBI's taxonomy places the organism in Eukaryota, Fungi, Ascomycota, Sordariomycetes, Xylariales, Hypoxylaceae. The transcript has 3 exons.